This is a messenger RNA of Tripterygium wilfordii, 3669 nucleotides long. RefSeq lists its product as uncharacterized. The record is from RefSeq and is a predicted model, not a curated record. Lineage: Eukaryota; Viridiplantae; Streptophyta; Magnoliopsida; Celastrales; Celastraceae. Gene Ontology annotation, molecular function: ATP hydrolysis activity. The transcript has 3 exons. Gene Ontology annotation, biological process: recombinational repair; signal transduction. Bases 552 to 3548 code for a protein of 998 amino acids.
UUCCGCUGUGGGUUUUUCUCCAUUUCUCGCAGUUUUGAAGAGAGAGGGAGAGAGACAGCGUUUUUGUCAGGUGGAGCCUACCAUUCCAUACCUCGUCAAGAUCAGACCUUUUUGGAGAGGCCCUUUUUCAUUUCUUCAACGGUGCUCCUGUUCUUUGCACACCAAUCCCCUCAGACACAGUACGUAUAAUAUAGAGAUAGUCAAGACAGAGCGAGACAGAGUUUUUUAGUUAGACAGCGAAAGGGAUGAGUGAGAGAGAGUGAAAGCAAAAGAGACAGCUACUUGAGUUUUGUGGAUUUAUAUUUUAUUUAUUGAGAAGGUUGGCUAAGUUCAUUGUAGUGAUUGUGGACAGCUCAGAAUGAUUUGGAUUCCGUGAAAUUUGAAUUCCUUCAUCGAAUAUGUAUUUAAGUUUGACGUAGUGGGUUGAUGUAUAUGGUGGCAAAAGAUUAAAUCUAUGAUACCCAGUUUGAGAUUUGAAACCAAAGUGGCAUCUUGAAUCUAGGAUGCAUAAAUGGGAUUCAAAUUCUUUGAAAUGAAGGAAAGUUGGUAACAUGGACGCUGAAGAAGAUAGGAGCAGGUUUGGGUCAUUGCCGGAAAUGACCAUAAGGAAUAUGUCUUCGUCAUCUUCGGCAUUCUUUUCAGCAAACCAGUCACCUUUCAUUUCUCCAAGAUCACCAUCAUGUCAACAAUCAUGUACACGGUCUGAUGUCCCAUGCGACAACAUUCAAUUGAGUGGUGAUCCUCUUAGUUCCAGCUCGGGGAUUCCUGAUCCUGAAUCUCUUGCCAAUAUCAGAUAUACCUGGCCCGACAUGUCUCCAAUUCCUGUCACUUCUAUCGCAAGCGAUUUCCAGAAGGUUGAUAAUGUAUCAUCUUCAACUGGGAUCGGAAACAGCAUGAUAUCUAGUUACAGCCAUGCUCAUGACCAUGGAUAUUCUGUGCUUGGAGAGAAGCAUAGACAGCAUGGGAGGAAUCACCAAAUAUCUUAUGUUCCUGCUUCUGUUUCACUUUCCUCUAACAGACUGAGGAGCUGUGAUGUGUUCAUAGGUUUGCAUGGUCGCAAACCUUCAUUACUGAGGUUUGCCAAUUGGCUCCGAGCUGAGUUAGAGAUCCAAGGCAUGACCUGCUUUGUGUCUGAUAGAGCACGUUGUAGGAACUCUCGCAAACAUGGAAUUGUUGAGAGGGCAAUGGAUGUUUCUUCUUUUGGGGUAGUAAUCCUGACAAAGAAGUCUUUCCGAAACCCGUAUACCAUUGAGGAACUGCGAUUCUUUUCUGGGAAAAAGAAUUUGGUCCCAAUAUUCUUUGAUUUGAGUCCAGGUGAUUGCCUUGCCAGAGAUAUCAUUGAGAAGAGGGGAGAGCUGUGGGAAAAGCAUGGGGGUGAGUUGUGGCUGUUAUAUGGAGGGUUGGAGAAAGAGUGGAAAGAAGCCAUUAAUGACCUCUCUCGGAUUGAUGAGUGGAAACUGGAUGCCCACGAUGGUAACUGGAGAGAUUAUAUCUUAAGGGCUGUCACAUUACUUGCAAUGAAGUUAGGAAGGAGAAGUGUUGUAGAACGGUUGACCAAAUGGAGAGAAAAGGUGGAGAAAGAGGAGUUUUCAUUCCCUAGGAAUGAAAACUUCAUCGGCAGGAAGAAAGAAUUGUCUGAGCUGGAAUUUAUACUUUUUGGCGAUGUAAGUGGAGAUGCUGAAAGAGAUUAUUUUGAACUCAAGGCUAGGCCAAGGAGAAAAAACUUGACAAUUGGCUGGAGUAGGAGCAGCUCUAUGGAAGAGAGACGCAGGGAUAGGCAAUGGGAAAGGGGCAGCAAAAAGGGUAAAGAACCAGUCAUAUGGAAAGAGUCGGAAAAAGAGAUUGAGAUGCAAAGCAAUGAAUAUUCUCCAAAGCAGCACCAGGUAAGACCAAAAAGUAGUGGACGGUAUGCGAGGAGGAAAAGGUCAACAAAGAUUUUGUAUGGGAAAGGCAUUGCUUGUGUUUCAGGCGACUCCGGAAUUGGCAAGACAGAGCUUCUUCUGGAAUUUGCUUACAGAUUUCAUCAGAGGUAUAAAAUGGUUCUGUGGAUAGGAGGGGGAAGCAGGUAUAUUCGGCAGAAUUACCUGAACCUGUGGUCAUUUUUAGAAGUUGAUGUUGGGGUUGAAAACUGUUCAGAGAGAAACCGGUUCAAAAGCUUUGAAGAGCAGGAAGAGGCGGCCAUUUCUAGAGUUCGCAAGGAGCUCAUGAGAAACAUACCAUUUUUGAUUGUGAUUGAUAACUUGGAAAGUGAAAAGGAUUGGUGGGAUCACAAACUUGUGAUGGAUCUUCUUCCUCGUUUUGGCGGAGAAACCCACAUUAUAAUAUCCACGCGGCUUCCUCGUGUGAUGAAUUUGGAAACUUUUAAGCUAUCGUACUUGUCUGGGGUAGAGGCAAUGACUUUAAUGCAGGGAAAUGCCAAAGACUACUCAAUCACGGAAAUUGAUGCCUUGAGAGCCAUUGAGGACAAAUUGGGAAGGUUGACUUUGGGCCUUGCCAUUGUGGGAGCAAUUUUAUCCGAGCUCCCUAUCAACCCAAGCAGGCUCUUGGAUACCAUCAACAGAAUGCCCUUGAGGGACUUGUCAUGGAGUGGUAGAGAAGUUCAUUCACUAAUGCGAAGCACUUUCCUAUUGCAACUCUUUGAGGUAUGCUUCUCUAUAUUUGAUCAUGCGGAUGGUCCCAUGAGCUUGGCGACUAGGAUGGUCCAAGCCAGUGGAUGGUUUGCGCCUGCUGCAAUUCCAGUAUCCUUAUUGGCCCUAGCUGCUCACAGAAUUCCUGAGAAGCAUAAAGGGACAUUGUUGUGGAGAAAAUUGUUACGUUCUUUAAGCUGUGGUCUUAGUUCAUCAUACACCAAGAGAUCAGAAGUAGAAGCAUCUUCCAUGUUGUUGCGAUUCAAUAUUGCAAGAAGUAGCACAAGGCCAGGUUAUAUCUAUUUCAAUGAGCUCAUCAAGCUCUAUGCUCGAAAGAGAGGAGUUUUUGGUACUGCUAUUGCCAUGGUUCAAACAGUUAUCAAUCGUGGGUCUAUAUACCAUCAUUCUGAACAUAUAUGGGCAGCAUGUUUCUUGAUAUUUGGGUUUGGUAAUGACCCCAAAGGUGUUGAGCUGAAAGUGUCGGAGUUAUUAUACUUUGUCAAAGAAGUACUUUUGCCUCUUGCCAUCCGAACAUUUAUUACGUUCUCUCGGUGUAGGGCUGCUUUAGACCUCCUGCGCCUAUGCACCAAUGCCUUGGAAGCCGCAGACCAAGCAUUUGUUGCCCCAGUAGAGAAGUGGUUGGAUAAGUCACUUUGUUGGAGGCCUAUCCAGACCAAUGCUGAACUGAAUCCAUGCCUUUGGCAGGAGCUGGCACUAUCGAGGGCCACAGUGCUAGAAACUAGGGCUAAGCUAAUGUUAAGAGGAGGACAAUUUGACAUAGGGGAUGAUCUAAUUAGGAAGGCCAUUUUCAUUAGGACUUCAAUUUGUGGUGAGAACCAUCCAGACACCAUAGCAGCUCGUGAAACUCUCGGCAAACUCACCCGGCUUCUCGCAAAUGUUCAAACCCAUACUUCACCAUAGGUUCUAUAUUCAUUGUCAGAAAUUUUAAAUUAGAAUCAUACAAAGUUCUCAAAUAAACUUCUGUAAACAUUUCAGUGGAACUAAUAUAGAAAAUUAUCUCUGAAUGAGAUGCCAUUACAUU